AUGCAUACCUCCGCCAUCUUCCUCGCUGCCGCUCUGAUCUUCGGAUCGUCCCCCGUCACGGCCCACAUGGAGAUGUCCUCUCCGAUCCCCUUCCGCUCCAAGUUCGGCGCCAACAAAGACAAGGCCGACUUCUCCAUGACCAGCCCCCUCGGCGCCGACCAGGCCCUCUGCAAAGGCUACGCCGUCGACCUUGCGGACCCCGCCCUCGGCGCCCCGACCGCCACCUUCAAGCAGGGCGAGGCCAGCGCCGUCGAGCUGGCCGGCUCGGCCGCCCACGGCGGCGGGAGCUGCCAGCUGAGCCUGUCCACCGACGGCGCCAAGACCUUCACCGUGAUCCAGUCCAUCAUGGGCGGGUGUCCCGCGACCGGCGUCAAGCUGCCCUUCACGAUCCCCGCCGACGCGCCCGUCGGGAAGGCCAUCUUCAGCUGGAGCUGGGUCGCAAAGCUGAGCGGCGUGCCGGAGUUCUACCAGAACUGUGCGCCGAUUGAGAUCACGGCCGGCGCGGGCUCGGCGGCUGCAAAGACGGCCUUCAAGGACCGCCCGGCCAUGUUCGUCGCGAACAUCAACGCGGGAAACGGCUGCAAGACGGUGGCUUCGACCGAUCCGCUGUUUCCUAACCCGGGACCCGAUGUCACCGGCACGGGAACCCCGGAUUCGACCAUCAACUGCGGCACUUCGUCUGGUCCAGCUUCUCCGGCUCCAGCUUCUCCGGCUCCAGCUUCUCCGGCUCCAGCUUCUCCGGCUCCUGCGCCGGCUUCUUCCGCACCAGCCUCGUCGGCACCGGCUUCUUCAGCUCCAGCACCAGCUUCCUCAGCCCCAGCACCAGCUUCUUCCGCACCAGGAGCGAUCAUCUCAAUCAUCCCCGUCGCACCAUCACCGCCAUCACCAUCCAGCCCCAGCCCAGCCCCAGCCCCAGCCAGCAGCAGCAUCUCCCCCUCUUCCCCCUCAGCCUCACCACCACCGCCCGCCAACCCCUCAAACGGCACCACCACCACCACCCCCGCAACACCAGCCGCAGACAGCGGCACCAGCACCGACGGCUCGUGCGGCGCCGGAAAGCGAUGCCCGGGAUCCAACUGCUGCUCCGCGCUCGGCUUCUGCGGCACAACCCCCUUGCACUGCGGCACGGGGUGCCAGCGCGCCUUCGGGGCCUGCGCUGGCCAGAGCCGGAUUCGUCGACGCAACUGA
Messenger RNA from Drepanopeziza brunnea f. sp. 'multigermtubi' MB_m1, 1188 nucleotides. RefSeq lists its product as uncharacterized. The record is from RefSeq and is a predicted model, not a curated record. Lineage: Eukaryota; Fungi; Ascomycota; Leotiomycetes; Helotiales; Drepanopezizaceae. Gene Ontology annotation, molecular function: chitin binding.